AUGGCUGGCGCUAUAGGGCGCGCAAGCGCAGGAACGCGCGCGCGCGUAUACAUCGCGAAGCGCGGGAAUGGUGCGCGCAUGGCGCGCAUUGCGUGGGAAAGCUGCGCGUCAUAUAGAGAUAGCUUGAAACCUGCCAUAUCACACCAUGAGACACACGAGUCUCUACAUCGUUACGUUGUGCUCAACAAACUAAAAACAGAGCAAGGAAAGAUCACAGUAUUCAGCACUCUACUCUCGACAGGCUCAAUCGCAGACACGUGGUGGAACAAGUUAGAUAGUUCGCACAAGAACUCAUGGGCAGACGUUAAAACAGCAUUCUCAAACCCGCUGCGACUGAAGGAGGAAGAAGUAGGCAAACAGAUCACAGUCGCAGGCGUUCCUACGUGGGCACACCUCCAAUUCCACAUGAAUUUACAACAGCUCAUUAACGAAGCUGGAGAGCUCACGACUCCGGGGUUAGCAGAAUGGAGCAAGUUUCUAGAUGAGCUGAAGGCGCUGGAUACAAACAAGUUAAGGGAAAAGGCGGAGACGGCAAGGAAGAAGAAAGAGGAAGAGAAGAUGCAGAGUGCUCGCCUCACAAGGCUCGAGACGAUGCAAACGGACGUGAUAGAAGUCAUGCAUUUACAACUACAGCGCACUAACUUGGGGCCCACCACAACCGAACGAAGUACCACGCCACCAUCCAACCUAACACCACGCAUACACUACGUCAACAGAGAGCUCAGGACAAUCCCUCAACAAGCAAGUCGUCAGCACCAACCUCUUACACAGGAAGAACGAGACAUCAUGAGAUGUCACGUCAACGACAUAGCCCACCAUGCAGACACCACCGUAGGUCGAGCAGCGUAUGAUGACCAGCUCAAACAAUGGUUCGUGAAGUAUGGGCAAACCAGAUGA
Suillus fuscotomentosus is the source of this 897-nucleotide messenger RNA. RefSeq lists its product as uncharacterized. The coding region runs from base 1 to 897 and encodes 298 amino acids. Lineage: Eukaryota; Fungi; Basidiomycota; Agaricomycetes; Boletales; Suillaceae. The transcript is spliced from 4 exons. The record is from RefSeq and is a predicted model, not a curated record.